This is a messenger RNA of Oryza brachyantha (malo sina), 3700 nucleotides long. Its product is annotated as transcriptional activator DEMETER-like. The transcript has 17 exons. Bases 114 to 3380 code for a protein of 1088 amino acids. Gene Ontology annotation, biological process: DNA repair. Gene Ontology annotation, molecular function: DNA N-glycosylase activity; 4 iron, 4 sulfur cluster binding; DNA demethylase activity. Lineage: Eukaryota; Viridiplantae; Streptophyta; Magnoliopsida; Poales; Poaceae. The record is from RefSeq and is a predicted model, not a curated record.
CACUUCUCCCCUCCCUCCUCGCCGCGGAGAUUUCCUCGCCGCCCCCCUCCAAGAUUGCUUCUACCGAUUUCUCUCGAGGAUUUCGGAUCGCUGGAGCUAGCUAGUGCGAAUCCAUGGAGGCGGGAGCUGCGGAUCUCGGAUCUCUGUCGGGGAUGUCGCCGGCGACCCCCGACAUUGGCAGGAAGCCGGCGGCGCGGCGGGCGAAGGCAGGCGCGAGUGGCUCCUCUCGUUCCUCUGUGUCAGCCGCUACGCCGGAUUGGAGGUUCGGCGUCGUCAAGGUGGGGGGCGGCGACCUCGGCUCAGCUCCGUCGGUCGCUGGGGAGCGACCUCAGGCGGAGGGGAAGGCGAGGGAGGAGGAAUGCGCGUCCAGUACCCAGGAGUCCACCGUCUCGCCGCCGGUGAGCCGCUGCUGUGACGGGACUGCGCAGCAGGAAUCCAACACGCAGGAUUCCGCCGCCUCGCCGCCGCUGGUGACCGAAUGCGGCGACAAGAAUGCCCAGCAGGAGUCCAGCACUCAGGAGUCCACCACCUCGCCGCUGAUCAGCGAAUGUGGCGACAAGGUUACGCAGCAGGAAGGUGCUGCCAGUGUGAUCCCUACGCCGGAGAAAGUGGAGGAUACCCCUUGGAGACCGAGGAAGAGGUCCAAGAAGGGGAUGACUCGACUCAAGGUGUUCAAAGAUGAAUCGAUGAAGCGCGGGGGCAGGGCGACCCCAAGGACAGUGACACCUGUUAAAACUAAGACGAAGAGGAAAGCUAAGGAGAAUGCUAGGCAGCCACGUUAUGUUAGCGGUGGCAAGUCAGCGAGGAGAAAGUUGGACUUUGAAGAUGAUCGGGUGACCGUUGAAGGCGAUAGGGAAUUCAGCAGAGCCCAAUUGAUGGAGGAUUUGAGGUGCCUCGCCAAGGUUCAUGGUUUGUGCAAUGAUCUGGGUGCAGGCAAUGGAAGCAAGAAGGGCAGGAAAAGAAAAAAGAUGAGUGGAGAACACCAGGACAAUGGCGAAUUGGCCAUUGUGCCUUUCCAGAAGACCCCAGCUGCCGCAUCAUCAUCUGAGUUGGUUCCAAUUCAGAAUUCUACAGAACUUGCUAUUGUAAACCACAAAAACCACAUGAAGAACUUGCGGGCAAAGGUUUUGGGCCUUGAUGAGAAGACAUUACAAGUGUAUGAUGUUCUGAGGAAGUGGGAUGAGACUGAUAGUGAGAGUUUCGAAGGGUUGGACAUUGGCAGCGGGCCUGAAUGGGAUGAAACACGACGGUAUUUUGAACAUUGCGUGGAUGUGUUUAUUGCUACUGUACAUGGCUUAUUGGGACCAAGAAGAUUUUCUGAAUGGGGAGGAUCGGUGAUGGACUCUGUUGUGGGUACGUUCCUUACGCAAAAUGUUGCUGACAAUUUAUCAAGCACUGCUUUUAUGAACCUGGCAGCAAAAUUUCCUCCAACUAAGAGACAUAUUAAUGCUGAAGUAUGCUCAAAUUUGUCUCCAUUGAUAGAUGACAUGAGACGGAAAUUGAAUUUGAAUGAACAAUCUAAUGGUACUGAUUCUGGUAAUUCAGGUUUUACAAAACCUGACAAUUUUGAGAAGGAGAAUGGGUACAAUAAGGAGCUAAAAGGUAAUUAUGGCCGAGACUACAAAAUGGUUAUAGAGAAUUUUAUAACUAUUAUGAAGAAACAUAAACACAAAGACAUCUCGACGUGGGACAAUGAACGCCUUAAGAACAUGGUGAAGAAUAAAUCUGGAACUCCAGUAUGUUCCAUAAAUACCUUGAAAAAGUUUAUAGCCACGUUGAAGCAGGAAGACACUUCUCAUUGGGAUAAGUUACGGGUGGAAGCAUAUAGUAAGGGAUACAAUAAUAUGAAGGGAACCAGAACAAGCGACUCAGUUGAUUGGGAAGCUGUACUAUGUGCGCCAGAAGUUGAGGUUGCAAAAUGCAUUGCUGAAAGGGGGCAACAUUAUGUUAUGGCAUUGCGGAUACAGGCAUUUCUCAUGCGUGUAAAGAAAGAUCAUGGAACUUUUGAUCUGGAUUGGCUUAGAUAUGUACCACGUGAAAGUGCAAAAAAUUACCUUCUCAGUGUUCUGGGGCUUGGAGAUAAAAGUGUUGAUUGCAUCCGUCUUUUGUCAUUGAAGCAUAAAGCAUUCCCAGUUGAUGUCAAUGUAGCUCGCAUAGUCACAAGGCUAGGAUGGGUCAAACUUCAACCCUUGCCAUUUUCUGCUGAGUUCCAUUUAGUUGGCUUGUAUCCAAUCAUGCGUGAUGUGCAGAAAUAUUUAUGGCCUCGGUUGUGUACCAUUUCUAAGGAAAAAUUGUAUGAACUGCACUGCCUCAUGAUAACUUUUGGAAAGACAAUCUGCACAAAAGUAAGUCCAAAUUGCAGUGCUUGCCCUUUCAGUGCAAAAUGCAAAUACUACAACAGUUCACUUGCCAGAGCAUCACUCCCUCCUGCAGAGGAGCAUGCACAUGAACAUGGCGAAGAUCAAGCAAGCACUGUUACUCCUGGAAGCCUCUUGCUUUCAAAUGUUAGUCACAUACCAGGUUCUCCAUAUGUAUGGCACCCGCAAAUCGAAAUAAGCAUGCCCGCAGGAAGAGAAUCCAUCUGUAACAGUGAGCCCAUUAUUGAGAUGCCUCUGAGUCCAGAAUAUGAAUAUGGAGAAUCACCUAAUGAGCAAGAACCAUAUGAAGAUGAUCUUUGUGAUAUUGAAGAUAUUAUACCAGAAAUACCAUAUGACAUCGAAGUAGAUCUGUUAAAGCAUAUGAUAAACAAUGGCUCCUGGACACCAAACUCUGGAAAAGACUUGGCCUUGGUUAAUCCACGACAUGCUUCUGUUCAAAACAGAAGGUUGAGAAACACAGGGCGUCUUAGAACAGAGCACAAUGCGUACGUCCUCCCAGAUGAUCAUGCAAUCUUGGAAGAGUUUGAAGAGAGAGUUCCAGAAGAUCCAUGUCCUUAUCUUCUAAUUGUUAUUUCUUGUCCUGAUGAGUACACAGUGAAAGGCACAAUUCUGAUACCCUGUCGGACAGCAACCAGAGGAAAGUUUCCGUUGAAUGGUACCUACUUUCAGGAUCAUGAGGUUUUUGCAGAUAACUCAUCUAGUCAUUGCCCGAUUACCAUCCCUAGAGAAUGUAUCUGGAACUUAGAUAGAUGCAUUGUGUACUUUGGUUCAUCGAUACACUCAAUCACAAGAGGUCAAACAAAGGAAGACAUUCAGGACUGCUUCAAGAAAGGAUAUAUUUGUGUUAGAGGAUUUGAUCGGAACACACGAUACCCAAAGCCAUUAUGCACAACAUUACAUGCCACCCGUGAAAGGAACAAAGCAGGUGAAAAUAGCCGGAAGAGGACCAAGACAUCACAAGAGGGGAAGAUUGAUGAUAAAUCAUCUUCGGCAGAAAAAUAACUGAUAUAUAUAUAUAUCACCAUUAACACUGUGUACAAAUUGUAGUUGGAAGCCUCUGUUAGUAUAUCCUACUUAGGAGAAGUAGAUCAGUAGAUGGCAUGGUUAGGGCGGCCAGGUGAGUAAAUAUUGGUUGAGAUCUCUUCAAGGAUGCUGACAUUAGCCUUGUAUAUGCCAAUUUCCUUUCUUUUUAUGUGUAAGCAAUCCAUCCCUUCUUUAUGUACUGGAUCAUGUCUGACACUUCUGUGGGUGUUCAAGCCUGAUUGUUUUGUGCCGACAUAGAUCUUUCUAUUAUUUGGCUGAUGCUAAUUAACUCCCUUACA